Messenger RNA from Sinocyclocheilus rhinocerous, 5465 nucleotides. RefSeq names its product arginine-glutamic acid dipeptide repeats protein-like. NCBI's taxonomy places the organism in Eukaryota, Metazoa, Chordata, Actinopteri, Cypriniformes, Cyprinidae. Gene Ontology annotation, biological process: regulation of DNA-templated transcription. The transcript is spliced from 23 exons. Gene Ontology annotation, cellular component: nucleus. Bases 721 to 5289 code for a protein of 1522 amino acids. Gene Ontology annotation, molecular function: sequence-specific DNA binding; transcription corepressor activity; chromatin binding. The record is from RefSeq and is a predicted model, not a curated record.
CUAGUGUCUGGAUAAAGAAAGACUAGGUCAGCCAUGUGGAUGCGUCUGCUGAACAGCUGAAGAAGAAGAGGAGGAGAAGAAGGAGGGGGUUCUAAAGAAAGAGAGUGAGAUAGAGAGAGCGAACGUGCUGUGUGUGCAUAUGAAAGAAAGCGCGAGGAGAGAGCGAGGGAGCGCGUGAGUGUGCGCGCGCGUGUGUGAAAAAGGAAGCGGAGUCUGUAAACGCCGAACUCACUGAUUUUCUACCCUCCACAAACUCAAGCUUUCGGAGUUAUCACAAGGCGAAAAGGAGGAGGGGGAACCGCAUGCGUUCAGAAAACGAGUCCCCGGGCGGUCCGAAUGCGAAUAAAUUAGUAAAGCGAGGUCGUCUUUUGUUGAGGCAUUUGCCCCGUUUCUCCUCUGUAUGGACAGCGGCUCUCUCAGGAUAAAGUAUCUGCGUGAUAGUGCUCAUCCCUUGGCUUCUUGGAUUUUGGUCCAGGCCGAGAAGUUCGGCAGGGCCAUUUUCAACGAACGGACGUGGAAUUGUGUUUGAAGUUGUUUGCAGCAGCCCGAUAGGAACUUAGAUCAUCAUACUGGCGGCUCUUCUGAAACACUGGGGUUGUUGGUGUGGCCAAAUUUUCCCUGGAUUUGAUUGGUAAAUUCAGAAGACUGAAGCCCAGGCUCACAGUCUACCUUUCACGGAGGCCCAGCCGUGAGAGGACAGAAGAAGGCACGUGGCGAAUCAUGACUGCCGACAAAGAGAAAGACAAGGAGAGGGAGCGGGACAGGGACAGAGAACGUGAAAAGCGUGACAAAACACGUGAAAGCGAGAGCUCGCGGCCUCGGCGCAGUUGCACACUAGAGGGCGGAGCUAAGAACUAUGCAGAGAGCGAACACAGUGAAGACGACGACAAUGAGACGCCUGGGGCCGCCACCGCCGAGGAGGCCACCAAAAAGAGCAAGAAAAAGCUGCCCAAGAGGAAGUCGCGCUAUGAGCGAACGGAGAACGGCGAGAUCACUUCCUUCAUUACGGAGGAUGAUAUUGUUUAUAGACCUGGCGAUUGUGUGUACAUAGAGAGCCGACGGCCUAACACACCCUAUUUCAUCUGUAGCAUUCAGGACUUCAAGCUGAGUAAACGGGACCAUCUGUUAAUGAAUGUGAAAUGGUACUACCGUCAAUCUGAGGUACCUGACUCCGUCUACCAGCACCUGGUGCAGGACCGCAACAAUGAGAACGACUCUGGUCGCGAGCUUGUUAUUACUGAUCCUGUGGUUAAGAGCAGAGAGCUCUUCAUCUCAGACUAUGUGGACACCUAUCAUGCUGCUGCCCUCAGGGGGAAAUGUAACAUUUCACACUUUUCUGACAUAUUUGCUGCCAGGGAGUUCAAAGCACGAAUCGACUCUUUCUUCUACAUCUUAGGAUAUAACCCAGAAACCAGAGAUCUGUUUGAGUUAUCAUGUGGAGUGAAACCAGAGGCAGGACCUCUGCCCAAGGCCAGGCUGCCAGAGCUCCAGCCCUUUCCCUCUCCUGGAGGUCAGACCGUGACAGAGAAUGAGGAGCUGGUCUGGAUGCCUGGGGUCAACGACUGUGACCUGCUCAUGUACCUGCGGGCAGCCAGGAGCAUGGCAGCGUUUGCAGGGAUGUGUGAUGGGGGGUCAACAGAGGACGGCUGCCUCGCCGCCUCACGAGACGACACUACACUUAACGCAUUAAACACUCUUCAUGAGAGCAGCUAUGAUGCCGGGAAAGCCCUGCAGCGGCUGGUGAAGAAACCAGUCCCCAAGCUGAUUGAGAAGUGCUGGUCAGAGGAUGAAGUGAAACGGUUCAUAAAAGGUUUAAGGCAGUACGGGAAAAACUUUUUUAGGAUUCGGAAAGAAUUGCUCCCUAACAAGGAGACGCUCAGUACAGCUACACACCUGGGGUGUAUUCCAGAAAGCACGGUUAACUUACCGUCACGCCAAAGCUCGCGGAUCAAGACCCGCACUGCCUCCACUCCCGUCAACACUCCCUCCCGCCCACCUUCCAGCGAGUUCUUGGACUUGAGUUCAGCCAGCGAAGAUGACUUUGACAGUGAAGACAGCGAGCAGGAACUGAAGGGCUACGCCUGCCGUCACUGUUUUACUACCACCUCCAAGGACUGGCACCACGGGGGUCGCGAGAACAUCCUGCUGUGCACCGACUGCCGGAUCCAUUUUAAGAAGUACGGCGAACUACCCCCUAUUGAGAAGCCUGUAGACCCGCCACCGUUUAUGUUCAAACCUGUCAAAGAGGAAGACGAUGGACUCAGUGGGAAGCAUAGCAUGAGGACUCGACGGAAUCGCGGCUCAAUGUCAACGCUACGAAGUGGCCGCAAGAAGCAAACUGCCAGCCCAGAUGGCAGAGCCUCACCAACCAAUGAGGAUCUGCGGUCCAGCGGGCGAACCUCACCCAGUGCGGCCAGCACUUCCAGCACUGACAGCAAGAUUGACUCGAUGAAGAAACCCAGCAAGAAAACAAAGGAAGAGGCGCAAUCGCCUAUGAAGAGUGCCAAACGUCAGAGAGAGAAAGGAGCCUCGGAUACAGAGGAGUCCGAGAGAGCAAGCGCCAAGAAGUCUAAAACGCAGGAACGGCCGGACUCGCCCUCAGAGUGUGAGGGAGAGGGCGAGGGUGAGAGCUCGGAUGGUCGCAGCGUAAAUGACGAGGGCAGCAGCGAUCCCAAGGAUAUUGACCAGGACAACCGCAGCUCCUCUCCCAGCAUCCCCAGCCCGCGUGACAAUGAGAGUGACUCCGACUCCUCGGCGCAGCAGCAGAUCCUCCAGGGCCAGCACCCUCCAGUCAUCCAGUGUCAGACAGGUGCUUUACCCCCGGCCCCUCCUUCUGCUGUCGCAACCUCCACACCACCCACCUCAGGCGCGCCUUCGCUGUCUUCUCAGCCGUCCCCAUCCAUCCCCCCUACCUCCAUGCCUCCUCAGCAGAUACCUCCAGCAGGUCCCCUGUCUCUUAUCCAGUCAGGAGCGCAGAGGCUGCCCUCACCUCAUUCCCCACUGCAAGGCCUGCCUCAACCGCCUCCACCCUCUCAAACCGGCCCUCAGUCCCUGCAGCCUCCACUACAUGGCCCCAUGCCGCCCAUGGGCCACCCUCUGCAGGCAGGGCCAUCACACAUGCCUCACCCUCACGCUUUACCCGCUCAGUCUUUCCCAAUAGGUCAGUCUCAGGUCCCCCCUUCAGCUCUCACCGGUCAGGCCCAAUCCACCUCCCUGUCUAAACAACAGCGACCUCGUACCCCUCCAUCCCAGUCGCAGUCCUCCUCGCAGAGCGGCAGCCAGCCUCCCAGAGAGCAGCCUCUUCCGCCCGCACCAUUGCCUAUGCCCCACAUCAAACCUCCACCAACCACCCCCAUCCCACAAAUGCCAAACCCUCAAUCACACAAGCAUCCCAGCCACCCCCCAUUCCCGCAGAUGCCUUCCAACUUGCCCCCUCCGCCAGCCUUGAAGCCCCUCAGCUCUCUAUCCACACAUCACCCUCCCUCCGCCCAUCCGCCACCACUUCAGCUCAUGUCUCAAAACCAGCAGCUCCAGCCUCCACCAGUGCAACCUCCAGUGCUAACCCAAUCCCAAAACCUUCCGGCGACAGGAAGUCAAGCUCCACCGCCGGCACCUCCGCUCCCUUCCUCUUCCUCCGCCUCGCACUCAACGCCUUCUCAGCCCCCGUUCCCUCCUCAUGCCUUCAUGCCAGGCAGCUCGCCCGUCCUGUCACCCUCCGCCGUUUCCUCCUCUGCGGUGAGCUCAAUGGCUACGCUGCAGCAGCCACUCUCCUCCGUAUCCAUGCCCCUGCCUGCAUCAGUCACCGCACCCUGUCCGGGACCCUCCACUGUGCCACCUGUACAAAUUAAAGAAGAGCCUCUGGAUGAGGCAGAGGAGCCAGAGAGUCCUCCACCACCACAGAGGAGCCCUUCACCUCCACCCACCAUCGUCAACACUCCCAGUCACGCCAGCCAAUCUGCACGGUUCUACAAGCAUCUGGACAGAGGUUACAACACAUGUGCCAGAACAGACUUCUACUUCACACCACUGGCCUCGUCAAAACUGGCAAAGAAGCGGGAGGAGGCGCUGGAGAAGGCCAAGAGGGAAGCGGAGCAGAAAGCACGAGAAGAGAAAGAAAAGGAGAGGGAACGAGAAAAAGAAAGAGAGCGGGAACGGGAGAGAGAGAAGGAGGCUGAGAGAGCUGUUAAAGCUUCCAGUUCUUCUCAUGAGGGUCGAAUGGGUGAACCCCAGAUGGCGGGAUCGGCUCAUAUGCGGACAUCUUUUGAUCCACCACCCACCACCAUCGCCACUGUGCCCCCUUACAUCGGCCCUGACACACCCGCUCUGCGCCAGCUCAGCGAAUACGCUCGUCCCCACGUCAUGUCUCCCACCAACCGCAACCAUCCCUUCUUCGUCACGCUCAAUCCCACAGACCCUCUCCUGGCCUACCACAUGCCAGGCCUGUACAACACAGACCCCUGCAUGCGUGAGCGUGAGCUGCGGGAGCGAGAGAUACGGGAAAGGGAGAUCCGCGAGAGGGAGAUGAGAAUGGAGAGGAUGAAGCCGGGCUUCGAGGUCAAACCUCCAGAAUUGGACAGCCUGCAUCCUUCCGCCAACCCCAUGGAGCACUUUGCCCGACACGGGCCCAUUGGUCUCCCGCACAUGGCUGGCCCACAUCCAUUCGCCUCCUUCCACCCGGGCCUGAAUCCACUGGAGCGGGAACGGCUGGCACUGGCCGGGCCGCAGCUACGGCCUGAGAUGACGUACCCCGAACGGUUGGCCGAGAGGCUACACGUCGAGAGGAUGGCCGUGGCUAACGACAACAUCGCACGGCUCCAGAUGUUCAACAUGACGCCACACCACCAUCAGCACUCGCACAUCCAUUCACACCUACACCUGCACCAACAGGACCCACUGCACCAAGGUGGUGGUGAAUGUCUUGUGUGUCCCCCAGGUUCUGGGGCACAUCCGCUAGUAGACCCACUGGCCGGCGGACCGCACCUUGCCCGGUUCCCCUACCCGCCCGGAGCCAUCCCCAACCCCCUGCUCGGACAUCCCCCACAUGAACACGAGAUGCUCCGGCACCCUGUGUUCGGCGCUCCAUAUCCCAGAGAUCUCCCAGGUGGACUCCCACCACCCAUGUCAGCGGCUCACCAGCUGCAGGCCAUGCAUGCACAGUCUGCAGAGCUACAGAGAUUGGCCAUGGAGCAGCAGUGGCUACACGGUCAUCACCACAUGCACGGAGGCCCUCUGCCAGGACAGGAGGACUAUUACAGCCGGUUGAAGAAGGAAAGUGACAAGCAGCUGUGAUGUACCGCGGACUCCCAGAGCAUCAGCAGGACACAGGAGGUCACAGCAGAACAGUCACACACGGGAACUCCUAGGAACGUUUUCAGUUCGGUGGAGUGACGGGGGUUGUCUGAGGAACCUUCUUUCUGUUGUCAGCUUUCUUCACUAUUCCGGACUUUUUUUUAAGACAUUGUUUU